GGGAGCGGCUGAGGCGGCGGCUCCUCCCCGCUCCUCCUCCCCGCUCCCUGCCCCGGCAGCGGGCUGCCAGCGCCAUGAGGGGAUGCCGGCGGCUGCAGCGAGCCGGGCUGGCCCUCCUCCUGCUGGUUGCUCCGUGGGCAGCCGCCAGGCCGCCGCCCGCCAGCCCGGCCCGGCCCAGCGUGGUGCUGGUGACCUGCGACUCGUUGGAUGGACGCUUGACGUUUUAUCCAGGGAAUCAGACUGUGGGUUUGCCUUUCAUAAAUUUUAUGAAGAGAUAUGGCACUGUCUUUCUCAAUGCCUAUACCAAUUCUCCCAUUUGUUGUCCUUCUCGUGCAGCUAUGUGGAGUGGUCGUUUCACACAUUUAACAGAAUCUUGGAAUAACUUCAAAGGUCUAGAUCCAGGUUAUGUCACGUGGAUGGAUCUCAUGGAGAAGCAUGGCUACCACACUCAAAAAUAUGGGAAAUUGGACUAUACUUCUGGACACCAUUCAUUAAGUAACCGUGUGGAGGCCUGGACCAGGGAUGUUGACUUCCUGCUCCGGCAAGAAGGAAGGCCCAUGGUAAAUCUUACUGGUGACAGGAAGCAUGUGAGAGUGAUGGAAGCAGAUUGGCAGAAUACAGAUAAAGCAGUAAAUUGGAUAAAGGAAGAAGCCAGUAACCUUACUCAGCCCUUUGUUCUUUAUUUGGGACUAAACUUACCACACCCAUACCCCUCACCCUAUGCAGGAGAAAAUUUUGGAUCCUCUACAUUUUUAACAUCUCCCUAUUGGCUUGAAAAGGUAAUUUAUGAAGCUAUUAGAAUACCCAAGUGGUCUUCUCUUGCAGAGAUGCAUCCAGUAGACUAUUACUCAUCUUACACCAAGAAUUGCACAGGAGAGUUUACAGAGCAAGAAGUGAGAAAUAUUAGAGCAUUUUAUUAUGCUAUGUGUGCAGAGACAGAUGCCAUGCUGGGUGAGAUUAUUUCAGCUCUGAGAGAGACUGGGCUUCUUAAAAAAACAAUUGUGAUAUUCACUGCAGAUCAUGGAGAACUUGCUAUGGAGCACAGGCAGUUCUAUAAAAUGAGCAUGUAUGAAGGAAGUUCCCAUGUUCCUCUGCUAGUUAUGGGACCAGGUGUAAAAGAACAGCAGCAGGUACCAAAUCUGGUAUCCCUCGUGGAUAUAUAUCCUACUAUGCUUGAUAUAGCAAGAAUUCCUGUCCCCCAGAACCUCAGUGGGUACUCUCUGAUGCCACUGCUGUGUGGAGAGGCUGGAAAUGAGGUGCCAGCCAGGGGGGCUCGGCCCUCCUGGGUGCUGAGUGAGUUCCACGGGUGCAAUGUGAAUUCUUCCACAUACAUGCUUCGGACUGGCAAGUGGAAAUACAUUGCCUACUCUGACGGCAGCUCAGUCCUUCCACAACUCUUUGACCUUAGUGCUGAUCCAGAUGAGCUAACAAGCGUUGCUGUAAAAUUCCCAGUAGUUGUACAUUCCUUGGACAAAAUGCUCCGCUCUGUAGUGAACUACCCAAAGAUUUCUGCUGCUGUUCAGGAGUAUAACAAGAGGCAGUUUAUCAGCUGGAAACAAAGUUUGGGUCAGAAUUACUCAGAUGUUAUUGCCAACCUUAGGUGGCAUCAGGACUGGUUAAAGGAACCAAAAAAGUAUGAGGAUGCAAUUGACAAGUGGCUUGGUCAAAAUAAAUGUUCUAGUGUGCAUCAGCAAGUGGAGAGCUGCGACCUGCAGCCUGUGCACAGGAGUUGCAAUUGAAGCUUGCAGAAGGAGUUAACAUUAAAAAAAGCAACCCUAUUUUACGUUUUUCCAAGGAUCUGAUAAAAAAACAAAGCUGUUUUGGAAGAAGGUAAGAUCAAGCUAGUAACUCUUCUGCUUAAGGAAAAAUGUUUGCUUAUUCUCCAACACAGUUACUGCUGCUACAGUAACAAUCCAGGAUGGCUUUAUGCUUCCGACCUAAAUGCUUUCUGGAAUCUGUAAUGAAAUACUCAGCAGUAGCAGUAAGCCAGUAAAAAUAAACAUUAAAAAUACAUGUAUUUUCUGAUGGCUAGGCACUCCGUGUGCAUUUUGUAAACAACUUACCACACAAGAAUUAAGUACAUAUUUAUGGAUGUUUUAGCUACUUUAUAUUUUUGUGUCCACAGAACAUUGAGGCUAGUGUUACACUAAUUGCUUCUAUGGUAACAUUUUUUCCUUUUGGGGUUGUUUUGUGGGGUUUUUUUGGUAGGCAAGGAACAAAUUAAUAGUUAAAAAAACCCUUAAAAUGCUGUAGCACAUGGCAUUAUAAUUCUUGCUAAAAUGAGUUCAGACAGUGAGGAAAUCACUUAAACAAGGAACGCAUCUUAGCAGUGUAAUGUAAACCCCCUGCAUAAGUAGAGAAAAUAAAGAUAUCCAUAUUAAGGCUCAUUUAGUGGGGAGAAUAAAUAAACUGAUCACGUCGUAGAACGCAGUACAGUUAUGGUGUACUUGGAUGUAUUUUGAUUGUGGGUUUUUUGUAGUGACUGAAUGCUUGAAGAAGUUACUAGGGAAAGCUGUAUUCUAUCAGUUCUGUGAACACAGUGCUGUCUUUCUUUAAAGACAUGAGCUUUUAUGAUGAACUUCUUUGCAAGUGUUAGGGUGACAAAAGUGCAGUUAGUGAUACUCUGUGAAAUGGAAGAAUAAACUGGAAAAAGAAACUUCUCACUGUAAUCCCUUGCAACAACUUCCUGUGCCACAGAGUAUCCCAGGAAACCCAGUGCACAGUGGCAGGUUUCCACAUUCCUGCAGGAAACCCCAGGAACGUGCCAGCUCACAAAGCAGGGCUGGAAUGUUGGGAUUCUUUUUGUAUCUGGUCUUCUUAAAAAUUUUAUUUAAAAAGAAAAUACUUAUUGUUGAAAGCAGAAUUUUUACUUUUUUUCAAGUUAUUUGUUGUGAG
This is a messenger RNA of Apus apus (common swift), 2895 nucleotides long. RefSeq names its product arylsulfatase family member K (gene ARSK). The record is from RefSeq and is a predicted model, not a curated record. The coding region runs from base 75 to 1739 and encodes 554 amino acids. The transcript is spliced from 9 exons. NCBI's taxonomy places the organism in Eukaryota, Metazoa, Chordata, Aves, Apodiformes, Apodidae.